AUGGAUACACCAUCUGUUGAUCGACAGGGAAGCGGUAGCUCUCGGGAAUGCGCAAACGAUAAUUCAAGUAAAAACAGUGAUGUUACAGAACAAACGCAACCUGUAGGACGGCCAUUCAUAUCGGUCACUAGUGUAAGACGUGCAACAGAUGAACAAAAUAUCAACCAACGUAUCAAGCAUAGUGAUGAAAGGAAACAAUGGACAGCCAUUAAGGCACUAAUGAAAAAAAUUAACUCGUUAUCCGAUGCAUUGGGAAACGCGGGUUGGGGACCCCCGUAUGAAAUACCAACAAAACCAACGAGAAAAGGACCUACUAUGGGACUAUUCUUCGGACAUGCCAAAAAACUGGAAAACUGCUCACUUAUCAUGCAAACACCAGAUUCUAUGGAACGAUAUUCAUUCUACGGAAAACUGAUGCAACAUACCAGCUGUGCUCCAUAUGCUAUUACUAAUGUAACCUACGGACAUGUAGUAGGUAUCGGAAGGUGUGCGCUAUGCGCCACGCAAUGUGGAAAGGUAGUCAUAUACAAAAUUGACAAUUUCGAACGUGCCCUUGUAGUAGAUACUUUGCAAUACUACUCAGAAGAUGGAAACGCCCAAGAAAGCUCAGGAGAGAGUGACACUGAAGAACAAUCCGUACGAGCACCAAACGCUUUCGAAAUCAACUUCCUUAAAUUGGUAAAGACAUUCGACGAAUAUGCAAGAACACUUAUCAUAGGAAACCAACUUGGGCACAUUAUCAUUGUUGAUCUACCAUCAAUGAAACCCAUUAAUGUAAUUUAUUAUUUGGGGGAAGGGCAAAGAGAAGAUGGGAGGACACAAGCAACAGAUACUAAUCGCAUGACUACCGUAUCCAGCGAUGACGAAUACGAUGAACCUGCACAACAACAAAUGUUCAAAACACCUAUCAAAAGAAGUGAACAUGUGACCUAUAUAUCAUGCCUAAAGGUACAACCAGUAAUCAACGACGUAUGGGUUGGCUACGGUGACGGCACAUUCGCGGUAUUCGAAAUACCAUCAGGAAACUGCAAAAAACAUGUACCAGCAGAUAUCAUGAAAAAGGACACGCACUCAAAUAUUGAAAUAGAUGCAAGGUGGCAAAGGGUUACCAGCAUACACUUCUCAAGUAUGCUUGAAAUCGCACUAGUAGUAUAUGGAAACAUACGAAUAGAUGUAUGGGAUACCAGGAGCUAUGCAUUACUCAAAUCGGUACCCGUGGCAGUUCUUACUUGCGAUUCAGGACUCAUAUCAUCCAUGCAACUAUACGACGGUUACGAAAAAACGUGCCUACUCUUCAUAGGGUCCAUGGAUGGAUCACUCAUAAUGAGGAAAAUUGAACGCCAUACAAACAAUGAAAUAUCGUGGUCACUAGUGCUCAACCUACUAUACGAUGUCAAGUAUAGCCCAAUAGCAAGUGACAAGAGACAGGAUGGAAAUAACGUGGACUAUGCAGAUUUCAGGGGAGCACCAAUCACCUGUAUAUACCCAUUACUAUCGCACAACGCCGUUGUAGUGGGAAACGCAUGUGGAGCCAUAGUUGCCGCAUGGAAUAUACGUAGAUGCAUCAAAGAAAGCUGA
Babesia sp. Xinjiang is the source of this 1578-nucleotide messenger RNA. RefSeq lists its product as uncharacterized. Lineage: Eukaryota; Apicomplexa; Aconoidasida; Piroplasmida; Babesiidae. Gene Ontology annotation, molecular function: protein binding. The record is from RefSeq and is a predicted model, not a curated record. Bases 1 to 1578 code for a protein of 525 amino acids. The transcript has a single exon.